Gryllus bimaculatus (two-spotted cricket) is the source of this 1287-nucleotide messenger RNA. The record is from the annotation of a GenBank genome assembly. NCBI's taxonomy places the organism in Eukaryota, Metazoa, Arthropoda, Insecta, Orthoptera, Gryllidae.
AUGGCAAGUGAGCACGUGUGGCUGGCGCUGGCCGCGUUCGCCGCGCCGGCCUUCGCGAACCCCAUCGCCCCGGCCGACGGCGCCGCCGCACGGGACAAGCGCGGACUCGACGGAGGCUACGGACCACCUCCUGCCCAAUAUGGCCCGCCUCCUGAACAAUACGGACCGCCAGCCCAGCAAUACGGACCGCCCGACCACCACGACCACCAUGAGCCCAAGGGCGUGUGGAAGAAGAAGCUCGUGUGGAAGGAGGAGUGGAAGCAGGUGUGGAAGACGGCUUCCAAGCUAGUCUGGAAGCAGGUCUGGAAGAAGAUCCAGGUCCCCGUCUGGAAGGAGAUUCAAGUCCCUGUCUGGAAGGAGAUCAAGGUACCAGCCUGGAAGAAGAUCCAGAAACCUAUCUGGAAGGAAAUUCAGGUUCCCGCGUGGAAGGAGAUCCAAGUUCCAGACUGGAAGACUAUCCAGGUCCCUGUUUGGAAGGAGAUCAAGGUCCCGGCAUGGAAGGAGAUUCAAGUUCCUGACUGGAAGAAGAUUAAUGUCCCAGUCUGGAAAGAAAUCAAAGUACCUGCGUGGAAGGAGAUUCAGGUACCAGACUGGAAGAAGAUUAAUGUCCCAGUUUGGAAGGAGAUUAAAGUACCCGUCUGGAAGGAAAUUCAGGUUCCCGAUUGGAAAAAGAUUUGGGUGCCCGAGUGGGUAAAAAUAUGGGUUCCCGGAGAGAAAUCACACGGCACCGAUCCUCACGGAUGGGAAUACACGUCGCACGGACUGUGGAAGAAGAAACUCGUGUGGAAACCUCAGUGGAAGAAGAUUUGGCGCACAGAUAAGAAACUGAUCUGGGUUCCUGAGAAGAAACUGGAGUGGAAGACCGAAUACAAGCAGAUCUGGAGGACCGAGAAGAAGCAGAUUUGGAUCCCUGACAAGAAACUGGAAUGGAAGACUGAAUGGAAACAGAUCUGGAGGACCGAGAAGAAACAGAUCUGGGUAGCGGACAAGAAGCUGGAAUGGAAGACCGAGUGGAAGCAGAUCUGGCGCACCGAGAAGAAACAGAUCUGGGUGCCGAGCAAGAAGCUGGUCUGGAAGGAGGAGUGGGUGCAGAUCUGGAAGACGGACAAGAAGCAGAUCUGGGUCCCGGACAAGAAGCUGGUCUGGAAGGAGGAGUGGAAGCAGAGCUCCGUGCCCGAGUGGAAGCAGAUCCAGGUGCCCGAGUGGAAGAAGGUGUGGAAGCCGGUGUGGGAGAAGGUGUGGGUGCCCAUCCAGCACGGCCACCACGAGCAUCACGGCUGGGACUGA